This is a messenger RNA of Brassica rapa (field mustard), 2616 nucleotides long. Its product is annotated as glutaredoxin-C7. The record is from RefSeq and is a predicted model, not a curated record. Lineage: Eukaryota; Viridiplantae; Streptophyta; Magnoliopsida; Brassicales; Brassicaceae.
UUGUUUAACCGGCUACUCGAGGGUUAUGUCGGACCUAUCAGUUUGGUCAAAAAAUGUAAAGAUUAUACGACAAUUGUUACGUAAGAUUUCUAGUUUUUUUUUAAAUGAUUUUUAAAAUAAGUAAAAGCGAUCCGACAAACACAAUCCGACAAGAUUACUAUCUUUUACGACUAUUCAUGCAAAGAGUUUCCCUUUCUUUUUAUAAAAAAAUAGGGACAUGAGUUUAAACACCAAAAGAAGUAACUCUCUUUUCAGAUGGAGGAAGCAUAACUGUACGGACGUCUCUUACUCGAUUCCACAUUCAUAUCUUCUUCUCUCGGGCAUCAAUUAUUCGCUUGGUUAUUAUUUGAGAUUUAUUUUCUUUGGACCUCCUGAGAUACUUUAAUAUAUAAGGGACACAAGCGUGGUAGCCAAACAGCAUGUAUUUUUUUUUUUUUUGACCGAACAGCAUGUAUUUUGAAAUAUUAAAUCUAUGUAUUUACCGAUUAGCACGUUUUAAUAUUCUUAACUGAAUAAAAUUGCUCAAACCUCAUUAUAGUUAUAUUCUAACCGGUGCUAAAUUAUCACUGAUCGAUUUUACGGCCUCGACGAUUAACAGAGAUUACAUAUAAUAGUUUUUUUAGAACUACAUAUAUUACUGACAUACGAGUUUAUCUCACAUAGCUAUGUAGAUCAGAUCCACAAGCUUUUGACUUCUUAACAAAUCAUUUCUACAUGAUGACUACAAAUAUACACACUCAUUGCUCGUAAUAGAAUUUUCUAUCAUAAAGUGAAAUGGAAUAAAAGGAAAACUGUGCCGCCAAAAUCCAUAAAAUACAUUAAUUCCACCAUCUGCUAAAUGUCACCUGUUAUUUCUUUUUUCCACAGAGACUCCAUUAGGUCCGUCAUACGGAAUGGAUUUCAGGUGGAACCAUUCCGAUCGGCUGAUCAGGCUGUAACUGGUAAAUUGAUUUCGAAUUAAUGGAACAAAAAUAAAUGGAAUGAUAAGAAUGAAACACAGUUUCUUUGUAUUUUAUCAAACUAUUUUUGGAAUUGGUAGAAAGACUAUUCCAUUCAUAUCAAAUGGUAAUUUUUUUUUUAAAAUCAAUGGAAUCCACAAUUCGACAUCAUUCCAUUCUAAAAUAUUGUAAUCUAGUUACACUCAAUUUACACGAGAAUAAAUAUAUCUGCGUGCUCGAGUUUUUUUCCACAGGAGGUGCGUACGGAUAUUAUGGGUUUCCAAUAAAAACAUAACGAAAAAACAACAAAACGAUCUCUAAGUUUACAAAGACAUUGUAACUCCGAUCUGAAAUUAUGUAUGGUGAGCUGAUAAACUUUUCCAUAAUUCUUUUUCUCUCUGCAUUUUUUUUGUCAGCUUUCUCCCUGCAUUUUAAAUUGUGAAAUCCCUAUAUAAUGUGGGUUUUUUGUGUUUUAAAAAAAAGGUUUUGAAAGUGUAUACUGUUAAGAAAAAAGAGAAAUUAAGUGAUAAGAAAUUAAGAAAUUAAUGGGUGAGCGUGGUAAGAGCCGACAAGAAGGACAGGCAGAGCCGUCUAUUGCCAACAACUCCGCUCUGAUAAAAGCCUGUUCUACUUCUUCUCCAGCUUCCUUUUUUUCUUUCAGAUUUUAAUUUAUUUUCAUUUCAGUAUUUUUUUUAAUAGUCGGAUGCAUUUUUUCUGACUAAAGUAUAAUCCGAUACAUUACACAAGGCUAGCUGUACAUAUAAACAAUACAGUAUUACCGAUCGAGUAUUAAUACUAUUUAUUGGUUUUACCUGCAAUCACUAUCCUUCUGUGUCUUCGGUUAAUUUUUUUUUAAUUAAAAUGAAUAAAAUAGUAAAUGUCAUGUUAUUAUUAUACACAAAUUAUGGCCUUCACUUACUAACAAAAUGUAAUUAUAGGGAAAAGAGUUGCCCUCUCCUCUAUAAAUACUUUGCAUGGCUCUCUCACUCUCCUCAUCAAAACUUGAGCAGAUCUCUUUAUUCUCUCUUAUUCGUUCUAGCUCGUAAGGUUUUUUCAAAAACAAAAAAAAUGCAAUAUCAGACAGAAUCGUGGGGAUCAUACAAGAUGAGCAACAUAGGGUUUGGCGGCGACGUGGGGCUUGCGGCGGACACAAGCCUGCUUCGCCUAGAGUCUCUGGUGGCCGAGAGCGCCGUGGUAAUAUUCAGCGUGAGCACGUGCUGCAUGUGCCAUGCCGUGAAGGGUCUCUUCAGGGGAAUGGGCGUCAGCCCCGCCGUUCACGAGCUCGACCUGCACCCCUACGGCGGCGACAUCCAGCGAGCACUCAUUCGUCUCCUCGGCUGCUCAGGCGCUUCUUCUCCAGGUGCUCUUCCGGUCGUCUUCAUAGGCGGUAAGCUGGUUGGGGCUAUGGACAGAGUCAUGGCUUCUCACAUCAACGGUUCUCUCGUUCCUCUCCUCAAAGACGCCGGCGCACUCUGGCUCUGAACCCUUCAUUGUCUGCUUUCUAAUUGCUUUUAAAGUUUUUUUUUUCUUUUUUUUUAAGAGAAUGGGGAAGAUUAGGGAAGAAACCAAAGCUAUAAUGACAGGCUAGGUUAUAAUAGUUUGUAAUUAGAGAGAGAGUUGUGCGUUUGUUUUAAGAUCUAUCUAUUCUCUUAUCAACUUUACUAGUUUUAUAUGUCAA